GGGAGAAACUGAUGAAGAAGAGAACAAGGAGGACAGAAGGAAUCAAUAGACUGUGAACCAUACUAUAAAUACUGCUGACUUGUUUCUUGGCAGAAAAAAACCCACAGCUGAAUAUGAUUAGGAUUUAACCAAGAAGGAAAUCCAGGCUGACAGACAGCAUUAUUCUGUCUUUGUUAUAUAUCUUUGAAAAACAAGGAUUUUUUUUAAAGAGCAUGUAUUUAUACUUGCGCUUUCUUUAUGUCAUUCUGGUUCUUAGCAUUGCAGGCUUUCUUAUAUUUUAUCUUCUUAAUUUAAAAGAGCAAAACAGCCUUCACAGGCUCAAUGUGGCAAACAGUUCUGCCUUAGCAAAGGUGUGCAAUGGAAUUGUAGAAGGAAAGGCAUCUUCUCUAUGGAAAAUAUCAGGCUCGUCAUUAUCAUCAUCCCUGUGGAGAUUUGCUUGCAAAGAAUAUUUUAUUCAGAAUCACUAUGUAACAAGCUCUCUCUCUGCAGAGGAAGCUGUAUUUCCGUUAGCUUACGUCAUGACUCUACAUAAAGAAUUUGAGACCUUUGAGAGACUCUUCAGGGCUAUUUAUAUGCCCCAAAAUGUGUACUGCAUCCAUGUGGAUAAGAAGGCACCAGCUCAGUUUAAGCAAGAUGUGGAGAAGUUAGUGAGCUGUUUCCCUAACGCUUUUCUUGCCUCCCAAAUGGAGCUAGUGGUUUAUGCUGGCGUAUCUCGACUUCAGGCUGAUCUGAACUGCAUGAAAGACCUCCUGGAAUCAAGGGUGCAGUGGAAAUAUGUUCUCAAUGUGUGCGGGCAAGAUUUCCCCUUAAAGACCAACAGAGAAAUAGUUUGGUACCUGAAAGGCUUUAAAGGGAAAAACAUCACCCCUGGAGGAUUGCCUCCCAUUCAUGUUAUUGGAAGGACCAAAUACAUCCACAGGGAACACAUAGGAAGUGACUCAUCAUAUAUGAUAAACACCCAAAGGUUGAAAAUGCUGCCACCCUACAAUCUAACCAUCUACUUUGGCUCUGCUUAUAUUGCUUUGACAAGGAAAUUUAUCACAUUUGUUCUCAAAGAUCAACGUGCUACUGACUUGCUUGCUUGGUCCAGAGAUACCUACAGUCCAGAUGAACAUUUUUGGGUGACACUUAAUAGGAUACCAGAGCUUCCUUCCUCUCCUAAUCUGUGA
This is a messenger RNA of Alligator sinensis (Chinese alligator), 1169 nucleotides long. RefSeq names its product N-acetyllactosaminide beta-1,6-N-acetylglucosaminyl-transferase. The coding region runs from base 213 to 1169 and encodes 318 amino acids. The transcript is spliced from 2 exons. Gene Ontology annotation, molecular function: acetylglucosaminyltransferase activity. Gene Ontology annotation, cellular component: membrane. The record is from RefSeq and is a predicted model, not a curated record. Gene Ontology annotation, biological process: transforming growth factor beta receptor signaling pathway. NCBI's taxonomy places the organism in Eukaryota, Metazoa, Chordata, Crocodylia, Alligatoridae.